UACCCCCGUCCUUAACAGAAGAAGAAACCAGUACAGACACUGUCGUCGAAGAGCGGUCGAAAGUAAGCCUGAGGUGUGGCGCUUCUGGUUAUCCAUCACCACAGAUAUCAUGGAGGAGGGAAAAUGGAAAAGACAUAAAUCUGGGACCUGUCGGAAAUACCAAAAAUAUAGUUCAACGAGUAGAAGGAGAAUUCCUCAACCUCACCCAAGUGACUCGUGAGGAUAUGGGGGCUUAUCUCUGCAUUGCCUCGAAUGGAGUUCCCCCUUCUGUGAGCAAAAGGAUACUGCUGCAGGUGAAUUUCCAACCGAAGAUCCGUGUAGCAAACCAAAUGGUGAGGGCAUCUGUGGGAACAGAAACAGUGCUUGGGUGUCACUUAGAGGCAUCUCCCAGACCACUGACAUCAUGGAUACGUCACGAUGAUGCAAUUUUGAUUAACAAUAAUAAAUACGAAAUGCACGAGAUUGAAAACUCCUACAAAAUACUUAUGCAGCUGAAGAUAAAAAAUGUUACAGAGAAUGAUUUUGGACACUAUAAAUGUGUCGCCAAGAACACGUUUGGUGAUAAAGAAGGAUUUAUUAGAUUGAUAGAGAUUCCACCAACAACCAGCACAACAAUGUCCACUCUUCCGUAUAAUGUCUUCAUUCCACAGAGAGUUGUAACAGAAAGUCAUACAGUAUCAGAUGUCACUACACCCGAAAAAAAGGAAUAUGGUGCACCAACAACGAAUUCUCUGCGAGAUGAAUCACAUAUCGUUUCCUCUGAGAAACAGCUUAGACCAGGGAAAAUAGAAAGCAGAUUAGAAGAUGAGAAACAGCAGAAGAGAACCACUGAUCACAGAACAUUACAUCCUAAAAAGCCAACUUCCGAAGCUGGUCAGGAAAGAGUUUCGUCCUGUAUUACAGUAGCUGCAGUCUUAAUGGCACACUUCCUAUUGAAGAAGACAUUUUAAAUAAUUUCCUCAAGCUCAAAGUGACUCAUCAAUAGAACAGUUGUCCAACUGAAUACAAAACUUUCAUGAGCAUAAUAUUGUGUAUUAAGACACCUGGAUAAAACCAAUGUAUACAAAUUAUGGUGAAAUGUGGUUAAUCCAUGAAAUAUCUCGUAAAAAUGUCCUGCAAAGUUCUCAGUAUCUUUAUAUAAAUAAGAAGAAUUUUUAAUAAUAACUAUGUCAAAAUUUUAUUUCGACAUAUGUUUAUAUUAGGAAUAAUAUUAGAUUUAUAUUACUUCAGGAAGAUAUCACAAUACCCGACCCGCAGCCCAUGAUUUUUUUUUCUUCAUGAUUAAGGAAUUCAUAUUCAUUCUUUGAAUUUUAUAUUCUCUUUAAUUCUUUUGUGACUGAAAUAUUUAUUAAUGCUCAAAAGGCAUAAAAUUUUAUAAUUUUGCUCACGUUAAAUCUUAUCAUCUAUUCAACACAGUUUGAGAUAAUCAAACUUCUGUCAUUUUAUGAAUCAUCUGAACUGUUUAAAUGAUAUUAUUAAUUAUAUGUACAUAUGUGCCAAGAAAAUUUAUGUAAUCUUGUCUUUGUGAAUAAUAUGAUAUUAUUACGUAUCUAUCAGAUCACUGUACAGUAAGCUGUAAAAUAAAUGUUGAAAUCUA
Messenger RNA from Stegodyphus dumicola, 1597 nucleotides. RefSeq names its product lachesin-like. Gene Ontology annotation, cellular component: neuron projection. Lineage: Eukaryota; Metazoa; Arthropoda; Arachnida; Araneae; Eresidae. The record is from RefSeq and is a predicted model, not a curated record.